AUGUAAACACAAUACCAUCUCUGAAGGCUUUACUGAGUCCGGGUACCCAGGCACUUGAUACAGCUACCCCCAUUUCGUUGCUGUUCACCAGAAGUGACUGUGUGCCGAGUGUUUCACACAAACCAGGAGACACGGCAUCGAAAGUCAGUCUGCAGCAGACGACAUGCAGCCUGUGACGACGGGCUACGUCACCAAGGGACACUACACCGAAUCCCAACUGCUAAACUAUUACCGACAGCGGGUGCAGAAAGAAAAGGCAGCGGUUCGGUUCCACGAGAAAGUCACCAAUAAAGCCUUGAACAUCAAACCGCCUUUGGCAGAUGUCAGCCUGGAAGACCUUGCCAAAGCGAGAUCCGUCUAUGGCGUCAGGCGUCCGCUGACUACAUCACCGCCCGUACGACUUUACGAUCACUUUCACCGUGUGGACCACUCGUGGGACCAGAAAGUGGCGAAGGAAGCCCUGCGAAACUUGACCAAGUACAAGAUUUCUGCUAGAGAGGAAGAGCAUUACCGAGAUGUCACCGUGCUGUCGAACAGUGUAUACGGUCAUCGUCUCCACAAGCCCGUUGAGGAGCUGAGACGUCACCACGUCCGCAUCGCCCAUUUGCGCUCCAAUGUCUUCCGCCGUUCCGGCAUUGAAUUCGGCGAUGGCUACCCCACGCCAUGAAAUCUUUACAAGAAAAAAGUCACUAAAUUCUACUGAUCAAUGCAGUAAACAAAACUUUUUUUAAAGUC
Messenger RNA from Pomacea canaliculata, 735 nucleotides. RefSeq lists its product as uncharacterized. Bases 164 to 667 code for a protein of 167 amino acids. The record is from RefSeq and is a predicted model, not a curated record. The transcript has 4 exons. Lineage: Eukaryota; Metazoa; Mollusca; Gastropoda; Architaenioglossa; Ampullariidae.